AAAAGCAAAGAGAAAAAAAAAAAAAAAAAGCACCAAGGCAGCAAGACAGCAAUAUCAACCAACAAAUACCCAGUAUUCCUACGUCAUUCGUACGUUGAGGAAUUGCUGACGCGUCGCCAGUGCUCCUACUGGCCCAUCACUCAUCACCAAUGUCAAGUCCUGUUCCGCCAAACAUGAAAAAGCUGGCCAUCGCGGCCCUCGACGCCAAGACUCGCGAGCUCAAGCAGCGACUCCAAGCUAUCAUGCAAGAACGCUCUUCUUUUCCGCCCGCCACCAGCGAGCAUCUUGCGGCUGCUAGCAGACCCCUUAGCACUACUACGGUCGCGUCAACACCAAGGCCCCCGCAAGUUGAGACACCGAAACCUCGGUUCGUUCCUCAUACCGUCCCCCAGGUUCCUACCGAGACGUCCAUCUCGGCCGAUGAGAGUGAUAUUGCUGCUCUGAUUCGCUCCUUUUCCGAUCACGUGGAUCCCACAGCAGAUAUUAUCCCUAGACCGGCUUCCUCGACCACACAGCAGAAUCAAAGCUCUGUCGAGGCCCAGCCGGUCCAGGCCACUCCUGCACCCGUGUCGAAUCCCUCCUCUGUGCGGCCUCCUAAACCCGCAGAGGCUGCAAUCACAGCGAUCUCCACUUCGGACGAGGAGGGUGAGAUUCCGAGCGACACUGAAGAGCCAGUUAAAGCAGGAAUGGCCCACGAACGAUCUCAGGAGCAAUCGAAGCACCAAGUCGCUCAAGAACCUGACAAGGCCCCCCGAUCCGGACCUAAUAGUACCUCUAACAAGAAACAACUCCCUCAAAAAGGCCCUGGUAAGCCCCAGACGGGCACCGGGAAGGCCCUACGUACAAAUAACAGGCCCGAAUCUCAGAAUGCUCAGACCAAGAAUCAACCUACCGCCACCUUAUUGACUCCCGAAAAGGCCCUGGAGCGAGCCUUGGAGCUCAACCCGGACCUGCGGGAAUGGCUGGCGCUAACUAAUUACCAUGACGCCGAAACACGUACCAAAAAGAUCGAACGAUAUCGUAAGCUGAAAGCUCUGGCGGCAGAGAAAGAACGAAUCGAAGCUGAGCAUGCUGCCCAGAGGGCCAGGCUAGAGGCCGAGCAGCGCAAGCUACUGGAAGAAGAGGGGCUAGACUUUGGUCUCAUUGCCACGCCGGUAGUCGAAACUGCCCCGGCAAUCAUUAACAAAGUAUCCGAAGUUCCCGAGGUUGUAGCGCCCAAAAGGGAACGCGAGCCGUCCGUGGACAUGACCGAUGCUCCUCCGGAGAAGAAGCAUCGGCCGGAGGAGAACGGACCCCGGCCGAUGGACAUUGACAACCAGUAUGAUGACCGUUACCGUGAACGUGGUCGGCCCGAGUAUCCUAUCAAGCGUGCCCCCUCAUGGUCUCCGCGUCGUUAUCGCGCACCGUCACCUCGUCGUGACCACCGUCCAAGCCGUCCCACCUCGCGUGACCGCGAAUAUCAACACUCUCGGUUUUCUCCUCGGCCUCGGUCCCGCGACCGUUCCGAAUACAACAAAUACGACGGACGCCUUCUUCAUAAACAUGACGACCGGAGCUACCGUGAUGAUGUCAACGGCUUCUUUGACGAACACGGUGGAGACAAAGCGCAAAGCGCCCAGUCGCCCCGGCGACCUAGGGAUUUGGAGCAUGUUGAGCACUUUGAUACGGGCAAAAAGGGCGAUACCCGAUUUUUCGUUCUAAAGUCGUUUAACAACGAGAAUUUGGACAAGGCCAUGGACGACGCAAUCUGGGUCACCCAAACGUCCAACGAAGAAAAGUUCACCAAGGCCUACCAGACGUGCAAAAAUGUCAUCUUCUUUUUCUCUGUGAACAAGAGCAAGGCUUUUCAGGGUUAUGCACUGAUGACCAGUUUACCUUCGGCCGACAUCAACAAAGCAUCUUGGAUGAAGAAUAUCCAUUGGCAGACCUCCCCUCCCUUCCGUCUCAGAUGGCUUAGCAAAGUUGCUGUUCCCUUCUCUCGCAUUGGAUACCUCAAAAACCCGCUCAAUGAGAAUCUCUCGGUCCUGAUUGCCAAAGAUGGUCAGGAAGUCGAGGAGGAUUGCGGCCGAGCAUUGCUGAGAGAGAUGGAAUCCUAUGCCGAGUGGGAAUCGAACAAGACAGCAUUCCCCUCGGGAAGUCGUCAACAGCCACAACCCGCACGCCGGGAAAGCGAUUCAGCGUCGGGCUUUAACCCCGCCUCGUGGUGGAAAAACAAGAAGAAGCCGCACAACAACACCAGUCAUUGGAACAACCAGCGCAAUACCAAGCGUGCGGAUGAUUAUCACGAUAGGUUUCCUGCGCGUUAGCUUCUCCAGUGUGAAGGGCCGUUCAAGCAAAACGUAUGAAGCGGUCUAUUUACAGUCAUCUACUGAGCCUCAAACAAGGGAGGCCCGGAUCUAACCAAACGACAAACAACUACAAAAACCGAUCUAAAAUCUAUCAAACUCAAACUUAUAUGGAUGAACAAAAAGAAAAACAGUUGCGGCGGCGGGCGCGGCAGAGGAAGAGGCGGUUUGGUGAGUAGUGAUCAUCGCAGUAGUAAGAGUGAUGAUGAUUCACGGGUAUCGGAGGAUUUAAGGGGGUUACCAACAAGAAUCUGAUUUGGUAUUAAAGGCGUGCUCGCGAAGGGGGGGGCAGCAGUGUAUACAAUCUGUGUACCAUGUACGUUAAGUUAGCAGUUCGAUUAUAAAAGGCGGAUGAAGAAGUCGGAGAUGAGAUGUGCAUGAGUAGGUUG
Neurospora hispaniola is the source of this 2734-nucleotide messenger RNA. Its product is annotated as YT521-B-like domain-containing protein. NCBI's taxonomy places the organism in Eukaryota, Fungi, Ascomycota, Sordariomycetes, Sordariales, Sordariaceae. The record is from RefSeq and is a predicted model, not a curated record. Gene Ontology annotation, cellular component: nucleoplasm. Gene Ontology annotation, molecular function: mRNA binding; N6-methyladenosine-containing RNA reader activity. Gene Ontology annotation, biological process: mRNA splicing, via spliceosome; regulation of mRNA splicing, via spliceosome. Bases 150 to 2306 code for a protein of 718 amino acids. The transcript is spliced from 4 exons.